GGAAUAGAAACCUGGAGUAGUGAAUUUGAAGAAGCAUCAAAGCUGUCGAUCGUUCCUGUAAUGAGAAUUUAUUCUCCAAUUGCAGUGAAGCUAAAUUAUAUAGACAAUGGCAAUAAGCUUCUUAUUAUCAAUCUUCCUCGUAAGCUCUUGAUUAACUAA
Messenger RNA from Cokeromyces recurvatus, 159 nucleotides. RefSeq lists its product as uncharacterized. NCBI's taxonomy places the organism in Eukaryota, Fungi, Mucoromycota, Mucoromycetes, Mucorales, Mucoraceae. The transcript has a single exon. The record is from RefSeq and is a predicted model, not a curated record. The annotation marks the transcript as partial.